Messenger RNA from Astyanax mexicanus (Mexican tetra), 2830 nucleotides. RefSeq names its product transmembrane protein 47 (gene tmem47). Gene Ontology annotation, cellular component: cell-cell junction; membrane. NCBI's taxonomy places the organism in Eukaryota, Metazoa, Chordata, Actinopteri, Characiformes, Acestrorhamphidae. Gene Ontology annotation, biological process: cell-cell adhesion. The transcript is spliced from 3 exons. The coding region runs from base 150 to 698 and encodes 182 amino acids. The record is from RefSeq and is a predicted model, not a curated record.
UGAGCUACAGGAGCGGCGCAGUCGCACGAGCUGCUCUCCAUCCCUUUCUCACGCGCCUCCCCAAAACACGCACACACACACAUAGACACACACAGACGGAGACGGAGACAAAACAUCCCGCGCUCCAGAAGCUCGCGCUCCGCUCCUCCAUGGCCUCGUCGUCCGCGAGCGGCGCGGAGGAGGCGCGCGCCCCCGCGCUGACGCCGCUGAAGCUCGUGGGUCUGGCCUGCGCGUUCCUCGCGCUGUGUCUGGACGCGGGCGCUCUGCUGAGCCCCGCGUGGGUGACCGCCGAGGGGCAGUACGCCCUGUCUCUGUGGGAGUCCUGCCUGAGAGCGAGCGGGCACGCGGACUGGCACUGCAGCAGCACGCUGGAGACAGAUUGGCACAUUGCCACGCUGGCACUGUUGCUGGGCGGAGCUUUCCUCAUCUUCAUCUCCUUCCUGGUGGCUCUGAUCGCCGUCUGCACUGGAACCCGGAGACGAUUCUACAGGCCCGUGUCCGUCAUGCUGUUUGCUGCAGUGGUUCUGCAGGCCUGCAGUCUGGUUCUGUACCCCAUCAAGUUCAUUGAAACCAUCAAUCUGCGGAUGUACCACGAGUUCAACUGGGGCUACGGUCUGGCCUGGGGGUCCACCAUCUUCUCCUUCGGAGGAGCCGUCCUUUACUGCCUGAACCCUAAAAACUACGAAGACUACUACUAAAACCUGCCUGAAGACUACAUCCCCCACAAUGCACUCCGCCGCCACACUGUUGACACUGCGCCGCAUAAAGUUGCUGCGCCUCCCUGCGGAACUGAUGAUCACUGAUCCUUACAAACUGAGCAGCGCAGCCAAGUGCAGCCGGGCCCGGCAGACUGGAACUGAACAAUGGCUUCACCUGGAUGCUCCCGAGCCACUCUGAAUCUUUUUACGUUUUUCCCACGCCGACAACUGUCUGCAUCUGGGUUGUCGACCGUUAAUUAGCAUCACCAUUAGCAUCGGCAUUAACAUUUAACGCUUAGCAUUAUCUUUCUCCAUCCUCUCUCCUCUCCCUUAUUAUUAAAGUUUCACUCUCUCACCCUUUUUCCAUCUGUCCGUCUCGUCUGUUCUCACCUUUUCCUCACUUUCCUCACUUUCUGACACCGCUGAUCCAUCCCUCAUCUCCACCAGUUCUUCUUGCAAGCCACCGAAGCCAGGCUCCGGAACGAUCUGGAAUUCCUGGAUCUAAGCUGUGAUGCGCCGGCCCCUGUGGAGCACUCCAUCUGGAGUGAGAUUUGUAGCCAAGUAGGCAGGUGAUGAGGGUUGUGUAUGUGUGUAGGUGUAUAAGUGUGUGUGUAUGUGCGUACAAGUGUGUGUGCGUGGAUAUGACCGGCCACACACAAACAGAUCAAAGCAAUUACUGCAAUAAUUAGAAUAUCAGUCAGUUUCGGUAAUGAGAAAGCACAGAUUUACACAAACAGAGUGGGAAGAGGUACGGUAUGUUGAGGUUUUUACAGCUGGUAGUAGGGCUGCACGAUAUUGGAAAUGUUAUUUCAAAUGUUCGACUAUAUAUAUUGCGAUAUUAAUUAACCAAUGCAGGGCCUAUGACGUCACCAGCCCGUCCCCGACCCGCAUGCUGUCUCACGUCCAGACCGAUCAAGAGUUGAGUCAGCGUGGAGCAAAAAAAAAAAACAAGGAAAACAGCAAAACAACUGUAAUCGUCCCUUUAAUCAGGCAUUUGAAUGGCUUUUUAAAAGGUAAAUAAGAGCAUUUCCUGGGAUUAAAAGCGUGAAUUCAGCUGUAACUAGAAAUAUCUGCGCUGCAAAACUGUGCUGGACUGAGGUGCACAGCUUUCGACACCUGCUCACGUUUACAAGCAUGCAGGCCAUGCAGUUACCUCCUGUUUACUCCUAACCCCCCCGCCCCACCCCCACCUCCGCACUUCUCAGGCAGCAGCAGCCUGUCACUCACACAGACACAGAGACAACGCUGUGUAUCUACUUCUUGUGCCAGGAAUCCAAACACUGCGACUUGAUGUGUUUGAUUUGACGAUGCUUAAACGAUAUAUCGUGCAGCCCUAGAUGGUACUAUAUCACAUUUCCUUUCUGAUACUUAAACUAGUAAAAAAAAACAUAUGGUAUAUGGAUUGUAUAUGUAAGUAAUUACAACAUUGAAGUGAAAGGAUAUGUUUAUUAGGGGGAAAACAGUUGCAAAGAGGCUCUAGUACCCUGCUGAAAAAAAAUUCUGUUUUGAAAAUGAAGUGUAAUAGGAUAGAGUGCUACAGACUAGUAGCUCUCCAGCCCAGAGGGUUGUUGAACCCAAUUACAGAACAGUUGAUCUCAAAGCAGGUAAACAUAAGAAUUUAAAAAAAUAAUAAUAAUAAUAAACACACCGCUCCUCACGCGGGAUCGAACCUGUGUUGUCAGGGUUGCGGUGCAAUGCGCUAUUGCUGCUCCAGCUAGUGAAUUGGGACACAGCCGGGAAAAUAUGCCCUAAGGAGAUAGGGAGCCCAAGAACCGGCGGAAAAACCAGAACAGAGAAGCAUUUUAUUUAGUUUUUUUUUUUUUUCAUUAUUGUUCAUUAUAGUUCAAUAUAGCUCCCUGGUAUUGUUAUCUUUGAAUAUGGCUGUGUCAUCAGGGAAGAAAAAUACAUUGAUGGAAGAAGCUGGUCUAUAUUCAGUAUAUUCAGGUAGUCAGCUGACCAAAUUCUUUUAGCACAUACUGUUGCUGAACCUAAACCUGCAGACCAACUGCAGCAUCAACCCCACAUCACUUACUUAGUUAAAUCCAGGUGAUUCCUUUUUUUUUGGCCAAACAAAAUACUUUUUAUUACAUAAAUAAAAUCUAAAAUUACAUUUUUACAUCAAAAUAUCUCAA